AUGUCUCGAGUUGCGACACAUAGGCUGUUUGCAGCACCUUCUUCGGGCCUCCGCGCCGUGGUCAUUGCGCAAGCUGCGAAUCGCUCCAUUUACUUCCAGUCGCGAUAUUCAAGCUCCCUUCCUACGGUGGCCCAACUCGAUUUCUGGAAGGGCCUCAUCCCCAAGCCUUUCAGGUCCGAAGAGAAACUUACCGACGACCCCAUGAUCAAGCGAGUCAAGCCGAAGAGAAAGAAGGAAUGGAACCCGGCCACGUUCUACAUUGUCAUUUUCCUCCUGAUCGGCUCCAUGUCCAUCAACAUGCUGUCGACGAAGCAGGCGUUCGAGGCGUUCUCUCGACAGGCAGAUGUCCGCAUCAGCGUCUUGCGGGAGGUGGUUGAGAAGCUACAGAGGGGCGAGACGGUUGACGUGGAGAAGGCGCUGGGUACGGGCGACGCUCAGAAGGAGUUGGACUGGGAGGAGUUACUAAGAGAGAUUGAGCGAGAAGAUGCGUCGCGACAAAAGAAGCAGGAAAAGGCACGGCAGGCGGAGGCAGCAACAACGGCGGCGGCGAGUAGCAAAGCCGAAGCACAACCGACAGCGGCAGUGCCCGAAGCCGCAAGGCCAUCGGCGCGGGGCAUGUCGAGCUUUUUCUAG
This is a messenger RNA of Colletotrichum abscissum, 633 nucleotides long. RefSeq lists its product as uncharacterized. The transcript has 2 exons. The record is from RefSeq and is a predicted model, not a curated record. Lineage: Eukaryota; Fungi; Ascomycota; Sordariomycetes; Glomerellales; Glomerellaceae. The coding region runs from base 1 to 633 and encodes 210 amino acids.